Messenger RNA from Caenorhabditis remanei, 1290 nucleotides. RefSeq lists its product as uncharacterized. The record is from RefSeq and is a predicted model, not a curated record. Bases 1 to 1290 code for a protein of 429 amino acids. The transcript is spliced from 6 exons. Lineage: Eukaryota; Metazoa; Nematoda; Chromadorea; Rhabditida; Rhabditidae.
AUGAAAGCUGCUUUAUUGUUUCUCUUGAUUGUAGUUUUUAUUGCCGAGGCAGAAAUUCCAGCUUGCCUCACCGGCACUAUCUCUUUUGAUCCACCUCUUGACACAUCCAUUGUUACAUACUAUCCCAAUAGUUUCAAUGGUAAUAAUGCUCCGCUUUUCCCGGAUAACUACCAAUGUAAUUAUCAAAUUAAUGUACCACAAGAAUGGUGGGUGGAAAUCCAGAUGACAGUGCAGCUGGCAAAUCAGUCAGAUGAAAGAGUUUCAGUUGUAGUGGUAGAUCAGAUAGGACCUACUGAAGGAAUUCAAUACGCUUCUCAAGAUUCGUUCUAUUUCAUCUCGCCUGGUGGAAGUAUUCAACUAUCAACAACAACCACAAAAACACAACUCGGUUUUUCGAUUCAAUGGAAGAAAUAUCAACCUUUUUCACCGAACUUGAUUAAUCUAAACUUCUCCGAUACCGUGCCGAAAUUUUUGGAUCUUUCCAAUACAGUUCCCUAUGUCAUUUCGGCUGAAACUCGGACAUCUGUUCUUGUGAUACCUACUCAGGACAAUAAGUAUCAGCACCUUCUACGUGGUAUUCUGAUCUAUGAUGGAUUGACAUGGAAUUCCACAUGUCUCGGAACAGCUAAGCAACUGUGGAAAAGUAAGACUCAAUGGGUCUCGACUGGAAAAGAGAUGACUGUACAGUUCCUUUUUGGAGCAUCAUCUGAUAGUUUAAUUCGAUUGGUUUUUCAAGAUUUUGAGAACACUAAGAAUAUAAAGCACUUCGAAGGAAUACGUUCAGAUUCAGAAGACAAAGUUUUUUCAUUCGAUGCAACAAAGGGAUCAUCAGCAAUCAUUACCUAUGACGGACAAGAUCAAACAGUAGAAACUUUGAGAAGCUUUGGAGGGGACGGUACAUUAGAUGUAUACGCUGGAGGAAUCACACAAAGCAAGAAAAACCUGAUAGCCACUUACUCGGUCAGUUCAGAUUCUCUUCGUCUUCCUCAGCAGUUCUAUGGAAACUUCAAAACUUAUGUGUUUAGCGGUGAUAAAUAUUCACAAGCAACAUUCAGUCUUGUGAGAGACACUUCAUUUUCGUCAACUAAGACAACUGGACGGACAGGGUUUAUCUCAUCGAACCACUGGGGACAGGACGGUCAAUCACAGUAUGCCAGUGCAAUCAUCAAUGCUCCACCAGACCAGUUGGCCACAUUCUCUAUAAACAUUCAUUCAGUUGAUUUUACUCCUGGAACUAUUUUGGUUCUGACAGGAAGUAAUGGCAAAAAUAACGUGUAUGAUGAGAAGUGA